Trypanosoma cruzi is the source of this 492-nucleotide messenger RNA. RefSeq lists its product as uncharacterized. Gene Ontology annotation, biological process: non-motile cilium assembly. Gene Ontology annotation, cellular component: ciliary transition zone. The record is from RefSeq and is a predicted model, not a curated record. The transcript has a single exon. NCBI's taxonomy places the organism in Eukaryota, Euglenozoa, Kinetoplastea, Trypanosomatida, Trypanosomatidae. Bases 1 to 492 code for a protein of 163 amino acids.
AUGAGGGUGCGAACUUAUCACCGACACCGAGUCAACCGGAGCAGCCCCCUCCUUGCCGCACUUUUAACCAUUAACUCGGCAUACUCACUCUUUUUUGCCGUGCCUGUUGUUGCCGUGUCCCUACGAAAACGCUGGAAUGACGGGAUUACUUCGAGUCAGAAGACAUGGUGUGUCUGCAUUGCAGUCUUGUGGUUUGUGGCAGAGCUCUUUCGUCUGUAUUUGGGCUACUUUGGUAACCAGCAGCAGCACUUGCCAUGUCUUUUUCGGUUUGUCGGAUUAACAUUGUUGCCUCAACUUUCAGUCGUGAUCCUUUUCAAUGCUCUGUGGCCGCAGCGGGACUCGCUUGACUACGCCCUUAGCGUUACGAUGCUCAUGCUACUUGUGGCAGAGUUUUUGUGCUCAGUUUAUCUAAUACGAAUACUUGUAAAAAACAAACAGGUGGAUUUCUUUGUCUAUAGUGGGCAGUUGGCACGCGAGGAACGACACUUUUAG